AUGGGGCACGCUGGGUGCCAGUUCCAAGCCCUGCUAUGGAAGAACUGGCUUUGCAGACUCCGCCACCCAGUCCUCUCCCUGGCUGAGUUCUUCUGGCCAUGUAUCCUGUUCAUGAUUCUGAUAGUGCUUCGUUUUCAAGAACCUCCCAGACACAGAGAGAAUUGUUACUUGCAAGCCCGGGAUCUGCCCAGCCGGGGUGUUCUUCCUUUUGUUCAAGGACUUCUUUGUAACACUGGCUCAAGUUGUAGAAACAUCAGCUUUGAGAGUUCCAUGGAUCACCAUUUUCGUUUGUCUAGGUUCCAAACUGAUGACAGAAAAGUCAGUAGCUUGGCCUUUUUAAAUGAGAUUCAGGACCUGGCUGAGGAAAUUUUUGAGACCAUGAACAAGGCAAAGACCUUACAAAAACUCUGGCUGGAAAGAUCUGAAACCCCAGGUUCCUCUUAUGGCCCCAGCUUUCUAACAAUGGAUCUCAAUAAAACUGAAGAUGUGAUAUCAAAAUUGGAAAGCCUUCACCAGCAACCUCAUAUUUGGGAUUUUCUACGUUCACUGCCCAGACUGCACAUGUCCAGUGCUCACUUGGAAGAUAGCAUGGGUGCUGUGACACACUUUCUCCAGGCGGGUUUGAAUUCAUUAGCAUCUCUGGGAGAUUUGGAUUGGCUACCACUGCAUCAGACCAUCUCCCAAGUUUCUAGACAUGUUCUGAACGUGACCAUCUCCAACCUGAGGUUUCUGCAGCAGCACAGAGCAACUGUCAAUGACACCAUUUACCAUCUGUCCCUGAAAAAUAUGGUGUGGGAUCCUCAGAAAGUCCAGUCUGAUCUUAAAUCCCAAUUUGGUUUCAAUGACCUUCAAAUUCAACACAUCAUGAAUUAUUCAGCUAAGAUGCACGAGAUUCCUACACAUAGCUUCCUAGAGAGGAUGGUGUGCUCCAUCUUGUCCAACACUUCUGAGGAUGAAGCCGAGAGCAAGGGCUACCAGGCAGACUGUCAUCCCAAGUGGUCAGCAGUCAAGAACUACAUCAUCCAUGUAGUCAGUUGGCUGAAGCUCUAUGGACAGGUGUUUGACCAGUGGCAGCAGGGUGGGCUGCUGCAGAACCUGCUUGCAGGUGCCAGCCACAGUCUGGCAGCCCUUAGGGACCAGUUUAAACAGCAGAGUGAGUCGUGGAAGGUGGUGGAAGCCCUGCACACUGCCCUGCUCAUCUUGAAUGACAGCUUGGCAGUGGAUGGCCCCAGAGACAACCAUCUGUUUCCACAGAUAUUCCAGAAUCUGAGCAAGUUGCAGCAUGCAUUGUCAGAACUGUCCCCAUGGCCAGCUCUGAAGAGACUGCCCCUGCUAGAUACUGUUCUCAGGAACACAAUCGCCCAGGAUUUGCUGUUUGUUCAAGAAGUCCUCAGUUAUCUGGAGAGGUCAGCAAGGGAUUUUCUAACUGUUGGGUCUGAAGGAUGGAGACUAGAAAAGGAUGUUUUAUUUCGGGGGCUAAACCAGCUGUUGACGAAGAAUGCUUCUGCCUUUUGCCUGAAUGGACAUUUGUCUCAGGAGGAUCCCCUCCCUACUGGAAACUCCAGUAUUUGGAGUAGUGUCUGGGGAGUGCUAUGCCAUACCCUGUCCUUCAAUAAGACCAGUGUUUUAAAUGAGCUGCUUCUAGCAGUGAAGGAUGCUGGUCAUAGUUUGCAAGCUGUCAUUUCAGGACACACGAAUGGAUCAGAUUCAGAACAUGGUGGGCAUUUUGGCUGGCAGGAUCUUGGGGCACAGCUGUCAAAAGUAAGCUUUACCUGUUCUCAGGUCUUCCAGCUUUCAAGAGCUGAUGCCUUACCUGGGAAUAGUGUCUCUCCUGGUGGCUGUGAGAACCAGCUUGUCUCCACCGUGGUAUCUCACAUACUUGAAGAAGUACAAAUGUCCACGCAGAAAAUGUCCUACUGGAAAAUUGUCUCAGGGAUCAUCAGGAAGACAUGUGAAUUGGCUCGAUAUGUGAACAUGCAUGGAAGUUUCCAGAACAGUCUGAUAUCUUUCUCUGAGGACUCUCCUUGUUAUACACAAGACAUGGAUUGGAAAGUCGUCAUUGAUAAUUAUUUUGUAUUUUUCAAUAACUUUAAGAAGUCUCCAAUAACUGCCAUAACCAGGACCUUCAAUUUCACAAAGCACCUUUUAGUGGUGGACAAGAAGUUGCACGUCCUUGAAAAUGGACAGAUGGACACACUUUUGUCAUUUGUGGAGUUUGUGGAGAAAUUAUUAUCUAAUUCUUCUGGCUCAUUCACUGUUUCUGAAUUUCAUAAUUUUUCUUCUCUUGCUGAGCUUAUUCUGAAUAGAAGUGUUUCAUGGAUAAAUCAUUUAAAAAGUUUAAAGGCAGACUCAUAUGAUGCUACUGCUUGGAAACUUCUGGAAUUUGAUAAGCUGGUCACUGAAAAAAUUCAAAGACUUAAAAAUCAUUGGGUGAAGAAGGAAUCCAAAAAUGUUUUGAGUUUUUUAGAAUUAAUACUUCUUGAAAUUAAUUCAGAACUGCAAGAAUUCUGGCUCAAUGGCAUUUCACAAGAAGAAAGAGCUAAUAUUAAAAUCUUGUCCACACUUGUAAAUUUUUCUGUUGCAGACUAUGAAAAAAUUCUUUGUAAACGCUUUAAUUUCUCCCAAUUGUUCCAUUCUGAUUUGCCCAAAUCACCAGCCAUGAAUGCAGAGCUUAUACAUUUAAGUGAGACUAUAAUGCACAGUCUCUGUGAACUUAGCUUUCUGACACAGGAACAAGUCUCAAUAGCUCUGAACACUGUCUAUGCUUUGCAGAACACAUCUGAGCUUUUUACAGCCCUUUCUGAGCCACAAAAACAAGAACUGAAUAACCUUUUGACUCAUAUAUACAUAAAUGUCUUCAAGGACAAAGACAUAGCUCUAUUUCUGCAAACCUAUUCUUCAUUCUAUCAAUAUCUUCAUGAAUUCUUCAACAUUCAUAAUAGAGAGCCUCUGAUAACUUACCUUACUCAAAUCUCCAGAGACAUUUUGGACCUCAUUAAGCAGUUUAAUAUCCAAAACAUCAGAGAAGCACUUUUGUUUUUAUCAGAGACAACGGAGGCUCUCGGGAUGAUACCUGAAGUAUCUUAUUGUCAGCAGUUGCUUUCAAUUUUCAACUUUUUAGAACUUCAAGCCCAGUCCCUGAUGAUGAGAGGGGGACCAGCAGAAUCAGUGAUUCAUGCUAGUUUGACAGGCCUCAAGCAGCUGUUCUCAGCAGACGAAGGCUUUCGUGUUUCUUUACUUCAGUAUGUCACUCAGUUUUUUAAUGUUUCAGCGGAAACCCUGUUGGCGAGUGAAUGCUUCAUUCAGAAAAAUGUUAUCAUUUCUUCUGUGAAUUAUUCAGAAAAUGAGAGGUCUUCCCUUCCCUUUCCAUGGACACAUUUUUUUUCCAACCUGUCAGUAAAUGGCAGUGUGAUCAGUGAAUUCACAGCCAUCCACUGCACCCUUAUAUGGAUCCAGACAUGGACUGAGAUCUGGAGAAGCAUUUCUCAAAUAUUUAAACUUGACCUGAGUAUUUUUACUCCUCUUCAUGUUAGUGUCACUCAGCUUUUGGACGACCUGGGAAAUUAUGGGAACAUUUCUAGAGACUGCCAAGGAAUAGUUCCCACAUAUCAUACUGCUAGGCUCAUAUUAAAUUUGUUUAAAAAUGUAACUCAGGAGAAUGACUUUCAUGACUGGGAUGGCCUUCAGGACCUCAGGGAUCUUUGGGUAGCAUUUGGUAAUGAAUUAACUGCAGUACAAUCACUUAACCUGGACCAAGUAGAGAAAUCUCUCAUCACCAUGGAAACCUCCCUGCACCAGCUAAAGACAUUUCCAAUGAAAAUAAAUGCAAGCAGGGAGUUUUUGUAUUCCCUGUUUGAUGUUUUCAUUGAAUUAAGCAAUGCCUCAGACUAUGUGGAUAGAAAUAUGGAGUUGAUCAAUAACUUUCUUUCAAAUGAUCUCACAGAUCAUCGAGCCAAAUUUGCAAGUGUCAUCACUGAGCUUAGAGAGACAAUAUUAUUUCUUAGGAAUGUGUCACAGGGUAGAACUUUAUCAUCAUGUGCUGAUAUUUUCCAGAGAGCCAGUAAGUUGAUUUUCGAAGAUAGCUUAUUACCUGUGAACACUUCUAAUAAGCUAGCACAUAUUCUGACUAUGUUAAGUUCUGUAUUUUUGUCAAAGAAUACAAGUAGCAGCCUGGAAGGGUGCAUCACAUGGAUAGACACCAUAAACCAUCUGUGUAUAUUGUAUAACUCAAGUUCCUUACCCAUCCAUAGCCAUAACAUAUUGAGAAGCUUUAAGGAUAUGGGGAACAAAAUGAACUAUGCAUUGAAAAUUUUAACUUGGAUGCUAAAUGAGAAGAUACCAAUUUGUCCAUUGAAUGAGUCAAAUAUAAAUUGUGUAAAUAUUUACCUGAAAGACAUAACCGACUUUCUAAAUAUUAUAGUUACUAUAGGUUUGGAAAAAGAGAAUGUGCCCAAUGUUGAGAUUUUAUUAGCUCUUUUCAAUGAUUUCACAAAGCAGGUAGGCAUGAUCAUCACCAACUUAACAGAAGAUCUCAAUAUUGUCUCUCAGUCCAACUGGAAACACUUUAAGAAUUUACUUCUAAGACCCAUAGAAAUGUCAGAUGACAUUCCUGACCAGUUUCAAAAUAUUUGGCAGCACAUCAUAGCAUUGGGGAAGGAAAUGCAGAUGCUUUUAAGAGGCAUUUUCCAUAAUGUCCUUGGAAAUAACUCCUUUUCUAACGCUGAAACAAUGUUUAGUGUAUUCUCUACCAAUCCAAAGGAAGAAGAUAUAAGCCAUUUAGGCAAAUCAAUUUACAACUUAGCUAACUACUUUGCUCUCAACUUAACUUAUAAUCUUCAGAAUUCCUCAGAAAUAGUCUCACAUGAAAUAUUGAAAGCUGUGCAUCUUGGUAUCCAAUUGACACGGGAUGUGUUCAAUUCUUUAAUGCCUGCUGUCCAUUUCAAUAUUCCACAAAAUUCAGAUCAUGCUCAAGCUUUAAAGAAAGUGACAUCUUUCAUGCAUUCUAUCAAGAAGGCAGACAUAGAGCUCUUAGUAGGCCAGCUUGGAGAAAACAGUAAAAUCCUAAUGAAUUUCUUUAAGAAUCUCAGCAGAUCAAGUAUUGACAAUUUAGGGGUCAGUAUGCUCGUGGACUUAGUGGAAAAAUUUGUAGACAGCUCACAUUCAUGGAGUGUUAGCCACUUGCUGCGUCUUUCCCGUCUGCUUCCCAAGGAUGUGGUGGAUACUGUGUUGGAUGUAUAUUAUGCUCUUCCCCACAUUGUGGGACUCCUGCAGAGAAUCACAGAUAAAAACAUCACAGAAAGUCUCAGGGAUGUCUAUAACUUCACCCUUCUUCAUGGCAUAACCAUGUUCAAUAUCACGAAGGAAGACUUUGCUGAUGUGGUUAAAACUCUUCUGGAUACAGUUCAAUUGUUAUCAGAUGAGCCAGCUAUUGUUCCAGAGGCUUUGAUAUGCCUUAGUAGGGUUUGGUGCUCAAACUACGCAACUUUCAGGCUUGAGAAAAACCCUAAGGUAGAAGGCUGUAAUAUACAGAAGCACAUGCCUUCUUCCUUUUUUCACAUGGUGACCAGUCUGCUGGAUCUUCUUCACCUGCCACCCCCAAGCAACUCGCAGUGCACAGAUGAAAAGUCUAGAGUGGAAAUAACCAGGAAAGUUGUCUGUGCUGUUCAUGAACUAGCAGACUGGAAUUCCAUUUUUUCAGAGCUGUUGAAGAUUUUUCAUGUUAAAAGUUUACUUGUAAAAACUUUACAGGGAUUUUGGCAUAAGGUAUUGCCCUUCAUGUCAUCUUCUAUAAUUCAAGGUAAUGGCAGCAUCCCAGAACUUUGUCCUAGUAGUACCAUAAAGCAAGGUGCUUUGCAAAUCAUAGAAAGGCUAAAAUAUAUCAACUUUACAAAAUUCCCACUGGGUGAAAACAUUCUGGACAAGCUAGGUAACUUAGACAAGAUUCUUACCUUCACUAGAAACACAGAGAAAUCUGCCCAAAAUAAUGUUUACUCCAAUUUGGAAAGAAUAUUCAAAUUGAUUUCUCCUACUUGGACUUUAAGAAAUAGUACUCUAAUCACAAACUUUCUGAAUGGAAAUCAUACAGAUAGUAGUUCAUUUAAAAACGAUAAAGCAACUUACAACUUUGAAGAACUGUGGUUGGACUUUAAACAGAUUGCCAAAGAUCUAACCAGUAACUUGAGUCUAGGACAAUUACUUUUUGAUAUUAACAAAAUGAUCCAAGGCACAGGUCUUCAAAACAUGACUGUGCAAUUUCCUCAACUUCUGGAACUCCUAGAUUCAUCAACAUUGAAGAUGUCAGAAAUUAUUGAAGGUUUUCUAUUUCUCAUAAAAUACUGGCUUCAUGAGUAUGAAAAUGAAGAUUCCUUUAGGUUUAUGCAAAGACUACUCAAUGCUGUGGCCAGUGGGAAUUCAACUGAUUUAAGUAUAUUGGCCAAGGAUUUUACUAUGUAUUUGGGCUAUCUCAGAAACCGAUCUAGAGAAGGCAAUUUUGAUGUUGGCUUUCUUGGCCAGAUGCUAAAUCAAGAACAGCUCACUGACCUCUCAGCUGUUCAGUGGGUUCUUGAAAGCAUUUUGAUGAAUUCAGUUAGUAACUUUACUGAGUUAUCUCAGGAAGCAGCUCCCAGUUUCAGUGGCACCCACCUUCAAAUAACAGAUUUCAUGAAUCUCGUCUUGAACCACACACAGUCCAGAGAUGAUGGAGAAGCUGCAGGAAGCACAGAGAAUUUCCUGAAGCAGCUUCUGGAGACAUUCUUCUCUUCCUUGCUAAAUGGAUUGCCUGAAAAUAAAAUAUCCCUCCUGCUAAAAGACUUCCAUAGCGAUGUUACUGCAGAGAUGAGUUUUGUCCCCAGAGAUAAAAUUCUUGAAAUUCUGAAGCUGGAUUCAUUCCUUACCUGGGUGAACAAGAAGCCACUGAUGAACAUUUUCUCAAGUCUCAAGACAAUAUAUUAUCUGAUUAAGGACUCAUUUUCAUUAGACCACAGAGAAUUCUCUGAAGUCCUGAAAGGUUUAUCUCACACCCAUCCAAGGGAGCCCAUGGUGAAAACUGACACUGAAGGCCACUUGGACUUCUUUACAGUAGUGGCUCAGUUUCUCUCCCAGGUGAAUACUUCUGAGGACCUCUCUAAAUUCAACCAAAAUCUCCGGUUAGUUCUUCACCUUGUACAGGAAAGUUCUGCAGAAAUGGCUACUAUUAUGGACACUAUCUUACACUCAACUACUCAGGCCUGCUACUCCCCUUAUCCUGUGAUUCAUCAUACCAUGGUUGCUAAGUUAAGUGAAUUGUUUUCUGUUGCCAACAGUUCAUUCCCUCUAAGAAACAGAGAAAUACUAGAAUCAACAAUGAGGUUAUUUGGCACCAUUUCCCAAGUUGGUGAAAAAAGUCAUGUCAUGAAGUCAGCCUUAGAAAUAUCUAGAACUCUGACUAUGCUGGUGAAUAGCACUGCUGAACUAGGCCACCUUGCCUCAUCAGUGGACUCCAUGGUGAGACUUCUCAACCUAGCCAAAAAUGUCUCAAGAAAGGUGGCUAUGAUGCUGGGAACUCUCUCUAUCUCUAGUACAGAGGACUCUGGAAAAGUCUUUGACACCUUGUAUUCUAUCAUGCUACAAAGUGUUCAACAUCAUGUGAAGCAAAUAACUACUUUGAAAAAAGUAGAUCCUUUCAUAUUUGAAAAGACAAAGGAUUUGUUGAUACCAUUUCUUGACUUGGCCUUUGGAAUGAUUGGAAUCACACCUAAUGUAUCACAGGACUCUGAUGUUUUCAGCAUGUCAUCUAGCAUACUUUCAUAUGUCAAUCAAUCCAGAGACUUUUCUGAGAUUUUGGAAGAAAUAGCUAAAAACUUAAUUUCUAUAAAAAUCAGCUUGAGAGAUUGGGAGCAUCUUGUGGCAAUGACUAAAAAUGGGACUCAGAAUUUCUCUAUUGAUGCUGCUGACUUAUGGGAAGAAAUUCUAGAUUGUUUCAUGCCUAUAAGUAACAUCACUACCCAAAUGGAGUUCUUGAAGCUUUGUGAGCUCUCUUCUACCAGCUGCCUUCAGACACCAAAACAGGAGAGAAGUCAUGAUGUGCUUCAUUUUUUGGAUGGCAUGUUAACAGAUAACAGCACAGAAAGAGAGACUUUCUUGAAAAUGGUGAUUGAUCUCACCUUACAAGCUCUUUGGAAUGGCUUAAAGGAAGAUAACUGGGAUAUUUUUAAUCUCCUGUUGAUAUUUGCCCAGCAUCCAAAUGACCUUUUAAAAACCAUAGAAUCCAUUGUAGAGGACUCUAGUAGAAUUCACAGUGACUAUCAAGAUGAUUUCCACCAGGAUUCAUUUUCUGAUUUGUCACUGAUUCAGAACACCACUCGCUCUCAGCUUGCAAAGGCAGUCCUGAUUGGUCUCAGCAGGGCAGGCUUCUCAAGGGAAGGGCUGCCCCUAAACAACACUCAGUGGACACAUUUCACACACACUUUGUUUCAUCCAGAUUACAACAGUUUCCCUAACUCAGCCCCUCAUCAGAAUGUCACAUCGACAGAGAAUGGGAGGACCAAGGAAGAAAUGAUGGCAAUUCCUCAGGGCAUGGAACCAAUGUCAUACCUCCAGAAAUUCCUGAAGGCAUUAUUUGUAUCCAUUGAACACUGGCAGAAAGUCCCAGAAGCUGAGCAAAGUGUUUUUGAGAUGUGUCAAGUUUUCCGGCAGCUGCAGAAGCCUGUGGAAACUGUGGAGAUGCUGCACAGAGUGGAGAUGAUGGCUCUGCGGGUGCUCAUCAUCUUUGCAGAAAACCCUUCUUUGACAAAGGACAUUCUGUGUGCUUCCCUGAGUUGCAAGCAAGGUGGGAUGAGGCACCUUAUCUUAUCUGCUUUGCAAGGAGUCACUUUGGUCCAUCACCACUACCAGGAAAUUGGAAAGAUAUGGUCCUCGCCUGACCAGCUGGACUGUGAACGUCUUAGCAGGAAUUUUUCCAGCGCCUUGGAAGGCUUUAAAAGCAUCUUGGAAAAUGCUUCCAGCCAGGGCUGCGCAUGCCAGCCUUUAGUGGGAACAGUUCAGCAGCACAUGCACAGGUUGACCAAAAGUCUCGAGGAAACUUGGAUGUCAAAAAUUCCUGUUGUGACAUUUCUUAGCAAUUUCACAGUCACAGAGGAUGUAAAAAUAAAGGAUUUGAUAAAGAACAUCACCAAAUUAACGGAAGACCUUCGCUCCUUCUUCCACAUCUCCGAGGAAACCAUCCAUAGCAUCUUAGAAGCCAACAUUUCCCAUUCAAAGGUUCUCUCCAGUGUCCUCACCAUAGCUUUGUCUGGAAAAUGCGACGAAGAAAUUCUUCAUCUCUUGCUGACAUUUCCCGAGAGUGAAAAAUCCUGGUUUGCCACAAGGGAACUCUGCAGCCUGCCUGGAUCUCAAGUCUUCUCUCUGCUUGUGAUGAUGGGCCAGAACCUAAACCUGAGGAACUUCAUUUACAAAACUCUGAUACCCUCUGAAGCAAAUGGCUUACUGAAGUCUCUGUUGGAUGUCAUUGCUAGCCUCAGCUCCAUCCUUGCCAGAGCCCAGCAUGCCCUUGAAUACCUCCCCGAGUUUCUUCACACAUUUAAAAUCACUGCCUUGCUGGACAUGCCAGACUUCCAACAGGUUUCAUCGAAUGGCCAAGCCAGAAGUUCACCUUCCACCUCUUUCCAGUCUGUGAUGAAGCUUCUGUGUAAGGACCAGGAGUCUUUCCUCAGCAAUUCUAACAUGUUCGUUAAUUUACCCAGAGUUAAUGAACUCUUGGAAGAUGACAAAGAGAAGUUCAACAUUCCUCAUGACUCAACACCAUUUUGUUUGAAGCUUUAUCAGGAAAUUCUACAGUCUCCAAAUGGUGCAGUGGUAUGGUCUUUCCUAAAACCUGUAUUACAUGGGAAAAUAUUGUAUACACCAAACUCUCCAGAGAUUAAUGAGGUCAUUCAAAAGGCUAAUUAUACAUUUUACUUUGUGGAUAAGAUAAACAUUUUAUUGAAAACAUUUCUGAAGAUAUCCAGCCUUUUCCAGGGAAGUGGAAAAGGCCAAAUGUUCAACCAGUUGCAGGAUGCCCUGAGAAACAAAUUUAUAAGAAACUUUGUAGAGAGCCAGUUGCAUAUUGACAUGGACAAGCUAACUGAAGAUCUGCAGAUGUAUGGACAGAUGCUGGACAAGAUGUUUAACCAUGUGGAGGCUGCACACUUUCAGUUCUUGGGUGGUAUCUUGGCCAAUCUCUCUUCCUGUGUGGUGUUGGACCGGUUCCAAGCAGUGGAGACUGUUGAUGCCCUGGAGACCAAGGCACACGAACUCAUGCAGCAGAAUAGUUUCUUGGCCAGUAUUAUAUUCAACAGUUCUUUGGGACACAGACACAUUAGAUCAGCACGUCACAAAUUGCCACCCCAUGUCACAUAUACAAUCCGGACCAAUGUCUUAUACAGCAUGAGGACAGACAUGAUAAAAAAUCCUUUCUGGAAGUUUCAUCCUCAGAAUCUACCAGCCAAUGGGUUCAGAUAUAACUACAUUUUUGUCCCACUGCAAGACAUGAUCGAGAGAGCCAUCAUUGUGGUCCAGACUGGGCAGGAAUCCCUGGAGCCAACUACACAGGCACAGGCAGCUCCCUACCCAUGCCACACCAGUGACUUGUUCCUGAACAAUGUCGGCUUCUUUUUUCCACUGAUUAUGAUGUUGACUUGGAUGGUGUCUGUGGCCAGCAUGGUCCGGAAGCUGGUUUAUGAGCGAGAGAUCCAUAUUGAAGAGUACAUGCAGAUGAUGGGGCUGCAUCCAGCCAUUCACUUCCUGUCCUGGUUCCUGGAGAACAUGGCCGUUCUAACUCUGAGCAGUGCUGCUUUUGCUGUCAUUCUGAAGAUGAGUGGCAUCUUCACACACAGUGAUGCCUUCAUCAUUUUCCUUUACUUGCUGGAUUUUGGAGUGUCAGCUGUCAUGCUGAGCUACUUUCUAAGUGUGUUUUUCAAGCAAGCUAAUACAGCAGCCCUGUGUACCACUCUGGGGUACAUGAUUAGCUUCCUGCCCUACGUGGUCUUGUUGGUCCUACAUAACCAACUCAGUUUCGCUCUUCAGACUCUGCUGUGCUUGCUUUCAACUACUGCCUUUGGACAAGGAGUCUUUUUCAUCACAUUUCUGGAAGGACAGGAGGAAGGGAUCCAGUGGGGUAACAUGUACCAAGCUCCAGAGCCAGGGGGCAUGACAUUUGGCUGGGUCUGCUGGAUGAUUCUGUUUGAUUCGAUCAUUUAUUUUUUGGGUGGAUGGUAUUUCAGCAACUUGGUCCCUGGAACUUUUGGUUUAGGGAAACCAUGGUAUUUCCCCUUCACUGCAUCAUAUUGGAAAAGCAUAUGUGGUCUGAUGGAGAGGAGGCAGUGCUCUCUGAGUUCUGGUUUGUUUUUCUUCAAUGAGGACUUUGGCAACAAAGGGCUCUCACAGCAAAAUGGCCCAGGGGAGAUGGAAGGGGGUAGCCCAGGAGUGGCUCUGAUAUCUGUGACCAAGGAGUAUGAAGAUCACAAAGUGGCUGUCCAGGAACUCACUCUCACCUUCCACAGAGACCAGAUCACAGCUUUGCUGGGGACCAACGGUGCAGGGAAAACCACCAUCAUAUCCAUGUUGAUGGGGCUCUUUCCUCCCACGUCUGGAACCAUCAUCAUAAAUGGCAAGAACCUGCAGACAGACUUGUCUAAGAUCAGAGAGGAGCUGGGGGUGUGUCCACAACAGGAUGUUCUCCUAGACAAUCUCACUGUGCGUGAACACCUAAUGCUCUUUGCCUCCAUAAAAGCACCUUGGUGGACCAAGAAGGAGCUACAGCAGCAAGUCAACAAAACUCUUGAUGAAGUAGAGCUAACUCAGCAUCAACACAAGCCAGCUCGAGCUCUCUCUGGAGGCAUGAAGAGGAAGCUCUCCAUUGGCAUUGCUUUCAUGGGCAUGUCAAAGACAGUGGUCCUGGAUGAGCCAAGCAGUGGGGUGGACCCUUGUUCCCGUCGCAGCCUCUGGGACAUUCUACUCAAGUACCGAGAAGGUCGCACAAUUAUCUUCACAACCCAUCACUUGGAUGAAGCUGAGAUGCUCAGUGACCAUGUGGCUGUUCUCCAGCAGGGGAGGCUCAGAUGCUGUGCUCCUCCUGCAGGCCUGAAGGAGACCUAUGGCCAAGGACUCACCCUGACACUCAGCAAGCAACCCUCUGUCCUAGAAAGCCAGGAGCCCAAGGAUGUGGCUCGUGUUACAUCCCUGAUACAGGUCUAUAUUCCACAAGCAUUCCUCAAAGGUAGCAAUGGAGGUGAGCUGACCUAUACCAUUCCCAAGGAUGCAGACAAGUCUUGCUUUAAGGGUCUCUGCCGGGCUCUGGAUCAGAACUUACAGCAUCUGCACCUGACAGGGUUUGGGAUCUCAGACACCACCUUGGAAGAGGUGUUUUUGAUGCUUCUGCAAGAUACCAACAAAAUGUCUAAUAUCACUCCAGACAACAAAGUAGAGCCUCAGAAUGAGAGACCUGUAGGACCCUCUCCUCGCCACUGUGGCCCUCCUGUGAGAACUCCACCAGUAUGGGCCUUAUCUGAGCCCAUGGGUAGCUGCCAGCUACUUCUGGAACAAGCAGUGGCACUCCUGAGGAAGCGGCUACUGCAUUCACUUCGAGCCUGGAAAAGCACCACUUCAGAUCUGUUACUGCCUGUGUUCUUUGUGGCUUUGGCCAUGGGCCUGUUCAUGGUGCAGCCUCUGGCCAUCACGUACCCUCCACUCAAACUUACACCUGGCCAUUAUGAGAGUGCAGAGACUUACUUCUUCAGCAGUGGGAACCAUGACAUGGACCUUACCCAAGUGCUUCUGCGCAAGUUCGGAGAUCAGGACUCUGUUUGUUCUGAUGCUCACUGGAUGAAUUCUUCAAGCUGGCAUAGAGACCGUUAUUCUGGCCCAGAAUUCCAGGACUCAUGUGGCUGCCUGAAGUGUCCAAAUAAAAGUGCCGGUGCUCCCUCUCUGACCAACUGCCUGGGACACACACUGCUCAACCUCUCAGGCUAUGAUGUGGAAGAGUACUUGCUGGUGUCAUCUGCAAAACCAAGGCUUGGAGGUUGGUCUUUUGGAGUACAAAUACCCAAUAAAGCUGAAGAUGUGAAGGCAAACACAUCAAAACCAAGGACUAUGGCGAAGGUGUGGUACAACCAGAAGGGUUUCCAUUCUCUUCCCUCCUACCUAAAUCAUCUCAACAACCUGAUCUUAUGGCAGAACUUACCUGCCGACACUGCAGACUGGAGACAAUAUGGAAUAACCCUGUACAGCCACCCAUAUGGAGGAGCCUUGCUGAAUGAAGACAGGAUCCUGGAGAGCAUCCGCCAGUGUGGUGUUGCCCUCUGCAUUGUCCUGGGAUUCUCCAUCUUGUCAGCAUCGAUUUGUAGCUCGGUGGUGAGGGACAGAGUGACUGGAGCUAAAAGAUUGCAACAUAUAUGUGGCCUUGGACACAGGACAUAUUGGCUAAUUAACUUCCUGUAUGACAUGCUCUUUUACUUGGUUUCCGUCUGCCUGUGUGUUGCCAUUAUAGGCGCCUUCCAGUUAACAGCUUUCACAUUUCGGGAGAACUUGGCGGCCACAGCCCUCCUGCUAGCACUUUUCGGAUAUGCAAUGAUUCCAUGGAUGUAUCUGAUAUCCAGAAUCUUUUCCAGUUCAGAUGUGGCCUUCAUCUCCUACAUCUCCUUGAACUUCAUCUUUGGCUUGUGCACCAUGUUGAUGACCACCAUGCCCCGGCUCUUGGCCAUCAUUUCCAGAGCUCAGAAUUUGCAGAAAAUCUACGAUGUCCUCAAGUGGGUUUUUACUAUUUUUCCUCAAUUCUGCCUGGGUCAAGGGCUCAUAGAACUCUGUUACAACCAGAUCAAGUAUGACCUGACUCACAACUUUGGCAUUGAUUCUUAUGUGAGUCCCUUUGAGAUGAAUUUCUUGGGUUGGAUCUUCGUGGAGUUGACCUUGCAGGGCACAAUUCUUCUCUUCUUGAGGAUUCUGUUACAUGGAGACCUUCUAAGGUGGUCAAGGGGCCACUCUACCCUGCAGGACACAGUCAAGCCUGCUAAGGACAUAGAUGUUGAAAAUGAACAGAUGAGAGUGCUUGAAGGAAGAACUGAAGGAGAUGUGUUGGUGUUGUACAACCUCAGUAAAAGUUACAGAAGUGUUUUCAGGAGGAAGACCACGGCUGUGCAUGGCAUUAGUGUGGGCAUACCGCGAGGCGAGUGUUUUGGGCUCCUUGGGGUGAAUGGCGCUGGGAAGAGCACAUCAUUCAAAAUUCUGAAUGGUGAGACUGCACCAAGUUCAGGAUACACCAUCAUCAGGACUCCUCAGGGAGAUAUGGUGGAUCUGGCUUCUGCUGGCAAAGUGGGCAUUCUUAUUGGCUACUGUCCACAGCAGGAUGCCUUGGAUGAGCUCUUGACUGGCUGGGAACAUCUUCAAUACUACUGCAGACUCCGUGGGAUUCCAAAGCAAUACAUUCCAGAGGUUGCUGCAGACCUGGUGAAGCGCCUGCACCUUGAAUCUCAUGUGGACAAGCCUGUGGCCACUUACAGUGGAGGCACCAGACGGAAGCUCUCCACAGCCCUCGCCCUGGUGGGAAAGCCUGAUAUUCUUUUAUUGGAUGAACCCAGCUCUGGGAUGGACCCUUGUUCUAAACGGUACCUCUGGCAAACAAUAACAGAAGAGGUUCAAGAUGGCUGUGCCGCCGUGCUAACCUCUCACAGCAUGGAAGAGUGUGAGGCUCUGUGUAACCGGUUGGCCAUAAUGGUGGAUGGCAGCUUCAGGUGUCUCGGGCCCCCUCAGCACAUCAAGAACAGGUUUGGUGAUGGUUACACAGUCAAAGUUUGGCUCCACAAGGAAGGAAGUCAGCCUAGUGCAGUUUCUGACUACUUGAAGCUCCAUUUCCCAGGAAUCCAGUUUAAGGGACUGCGCCUUAAUUUAUUAGAAUAUCACAUACAAAAGAAUUGGGAGUGUCUAGCUGAUCUGUUCCAAGUUCUAGAAAACAGCAAGGGUCUCCUGAAUAUCGAGCAUUACUCCAUCAGUCAAACCACUCUGGAACAGGUCUUUGUUAAUUUUGCCACUGAGCAGUUCCAAACUCCACACUUUCCUGUUGAUCCGUCGUCCACUGAUGCCUUGCAUCUGAGCCACUCACACAUCUAG
Grammomys surdaster is the source of this 15117-nucleotide messenger RNA. It is a transcript of the gene Abca13, whose product is annotated as ATP binding cassette subfamily A member 13. Gene Ontology annotation, molecular function: ATP binding; ABC-type transporter activity; ATP hydrolysis activity. The record is from RefSeq and is a predicted model, not a curated record. Lineage: Eukaryota; Metazoa; Chordata; Mammalia; Rodentia; Muridae. Gene Ontology annotation, cellular component: membrane; intracellular membrane-bounded organelle. The transcript is spliced from 62 exons. The coding region runs from base 1 to 15117 and encodes 5038 amino acids. Gene Ontology annotation, biological process: transmembrane transport; lipid transport.